Messenger RNA from Cariama cristata (Red-legged seriema), 675 nucleotides. Its product is annotated as protein Hook homolog 3-like. The transcript has 6 exons. Gene Ontology annotation, molecular function: microtubule binding; dynein light intermediate chain binding. Bases 143 to 511 code for a protein of 122 amino acids. The record is from RefSeq and is a predicted model, not a curated record. Gene Ontology annotation, cellular component: cytoplasm; centrosome. NCBI's taxonomy places the organism in Eukaryota, Metazoa, Chordata, Aves, Cariamiformes, Cariamidae. Gene Ontology annotation, biological process: cytoskeleton-dependent intracellular transport; cytoplasmic microtubule organization.
AGAACAUCUUGAGAAGCUCCAUGAAGCUAACAAUGAGUUACAGAAGAAACGAGCUAUUAUUGAAGAUUUGGAACCAAGAUGCAAUAAUAGUUCACUCAAAAUUGAAGAAUUACAAGAAGCUUUACGGAAAAAGGAGGAGGAAAUGAAGCAAAUGGAAGAGCGAUACAAAAAGUAUUUGGAAAAGGCCAAAAGUGUCAUCCGCACCUUAGAUCCUAAGCAGAACCAGGGUGCAGCUCCUGAGAUUCAGGCUCUGAAAAAUCAGUUGCAGGAGCGGGACAGAAUGUUUCAUUCAUUGGAGAAAGAAUAUGAGAAAACAAAAAGUCAAAGAGAAAUGGAGGAGAAGUUUAUUGUUAGUGCCUGGUACAAUAUGGGAAUGACUCUGCAUAAAAAAGCAGCAGAAGAUAGACUGGCUAGUACAGGCUCAGGACAGUCCUUCCUGGCUAGACAAAGGCAAGCCACGAGCACAAGGAGAUCUUACCCUGGUCAUGUCCAACCAGCAACAGCAAGGUAGAGAAGCCUUGCCCUUAGAAAGAAAACUGCCCUGUGAUCCAGGCCACUUCUGUUGCAAGUGACAACAUUCAAGGAAAAUCAACCAGCAUCCUUUCUCUUUCUCCCUUGUUACUGCUGUUAUUUUACAGUUCAGGAAAGGGUUUUAGUAUCGUUUCUCAUUGUUCA